AUGGCUGGAAGAGUUUCCCCAAGCCUGGGCAGAAACUGGAGGAAUUGGGUUGGCAAAACACCGACCACCCAUUAUUGUGGACUUAAAACCCUCUGCCACACCGGUAAGAGUCCGACAGUAUCCCAUGCCCAGGGAAGCCCGGGAAGGCAUACAGCCCCAUAUCCAGCAGCUGUUACGGGAAAGGGUACUAAAGAGGUGCCGGUCUGCAUGGAAUACACCUCUCCUCCCAGUAAAGAAACAGGGGGAGAGUACCGACCAGUGCAGGAUCUGAGAGAGGUAAAUCGCCGAGUUGAAGACAUACAUCCCACAGUCCCUAACCCUUAUACGCUGCUCAGCAAUCUUCCCCCAGAUCAUGUGUGGUAUACUACCCUGGACUUGAAAGAUGCUUUCUUUAGCCUUCCCCUAGCCCCGCAAAGCCAAGACAUUUUUGCCUUCGAAUGGGUUGACGAGACGGACAAAAUCCUCGGCCAGCUGACCUGGACAAGAUUGGUCCAGGGGUUCAAGCACUCGUCCACUUUGUUUAACGAAGCCUUGAGUGACGAUCUCCAUGAGUACCGGGGCCAAAACCCGCAAAUAACCUUACUACAAUAUGUAGAUGACUUGUUAAUCGCAGCCCCCAACCGGGUAGGGUGCCUCGAAGCAACCAGGAAACUGCUCACCACUCUGGGGGAGCUGGGAUAUCGAGCUAGUGCCAAGAAAGCUCAGAUAGCUAAGCCAGAAGUCACAUAUUUGGGGUAUAAGUUAAGAGCUGGGCAGAGGUGGCUCACUGAGGCCAUGAAACAGACGAUCCUACAAAUUCCCCAACCCACAAGCCCGAGGCAGAUGAGAGAAUUUUGGGGAACAGUAGGUUAUUGUUGGCUGUGGAUUUUAGAUUUUGCCACAAAAGCGAAGUCACUCUAUGAGCUCAGCAGGGAAGGGUCAGAGUGGGACUGGACUCCCGAGAGGGAUUCAGCUUUUAAAGAACUUAAGGAGGCACUCCUUAAAGCCCCAGCACUGACAUUGCCUGACCCCACAAAACCAUUUCAUCUGUUUGUUGAUGAGAAAAGAGGAAUAGCCAAGGGAGUCCUAACACAACAACAGGGGCCAUGGAAGAGACCAGUAGCAUACCACUCAAAGAAAUUGGAUCUAGUAGCGGCAGGAUGGCCCCCUUGCCUGAGGAUUAUUGCUGCCACCGCUCUGCUAAUUAAAGAUGCAGAUAAGUUAACCCAUGGACAGACUUUGAAAGUAACCACUCCCCAUGCCAUUGAAGGAGUGCUCAAACAGCCUCCGGGGAAAUGGAUAACCAAUGCCAGAUUGACUUAUUAUCAGAGUCUAUUACUUGACACUCCAAGAGCACAAUUUUUAGCCCCAACAGCCUUAAACCCUGCCACCCUGCUGCCUAACCCUGACCUAGAUAAACCCCUGCACGACUGCUCAGAGAUACUCGCAGAGGUAAAUACGGUCAGAAAGGACUUGCGAGACUGCCCGCGGGAAAACAGUGACUUCAUCUGGUGCAUGGAUGGAAGCAGUUUCGUACAGGAUAGACUAAGGUGUGCGGGUGCCACGGUGGUAAACGACCGGGAGGAAAUUAUUUGGGCCGGUGCUUUACCGCCAGGAACUUCUGCUCAGAAAGCUGAACUUAUCGCCCUGGCAGAAGCAUUAGAAAGGGCAGAGGGAAAGAGGCUGAUGGUCUAUACAGACAGUCGUUACUCGUAUGCGACUCUUCAUAUACAUGGCGCCAUCUACCGGGAGCUUGGGUUCAGAAAUGCAGAAGGAAGAGAAAUAAAGAACCAGGCAGAAAUUCUUUGCUUGUUAUCAGCUGUGACCCGGCCGCAAAUGGUAGCGGUGGUCCACACCCCAGGGCAUCAGAGAGGACACUCCCUUGAAGCAAGAGGCAACCGAGCAGCGGACCAGGCAGCUAAGAAAGCGGCCCUCCAAACGGUAGGAACUUUAAUAACUAACUUACCUUGCCCGCAACUGGAACCCCUGCUUCCUACUCCCAGCUAUUCCGGAGAAGACGUCCAGUGGGUUGAGAAAUCACCACAGAUAGAAAAAGAUCAGAAUGGAUGGUAUAUGGACUCAGAAGAAAAACUGAUUCUCCCAGAAGAACUGGGACGGCACCUUCUCACACACCUCCACCAAGUGACUCACUUAGGGGAACGGAAAAUGUUGGAGUUAUUGAACAAAGGGCAGAUCCGUAUGCCCCAUCAGAAGCAAACGGCUCAGAGUGUGGUGGACCGGUGCCGGGCCUGUCAGGUCAUGAAAGUAGAGAAGAGGAAGAACACACACGCAGGAAAAUGUAAAGAAUGUGACUGGAUAAAAGUCUCGUUCACUGAACAGGGGAAGAAGGAAUUAGCUAAGUGGAAAUCUGGGCUUACUUGGGGUCUCCAAAUUUGGUAUAGGGGAUAUCCCUCUGGGAUGAUAACCAUUGUACAGGAAAUAGAACCCUUAGAUACCGGGUCAGUGGGUCCAAAUGAAGUGUUAAACCCCCCGGAAAAAGGAACCCUACCCCCUACAAGAAAGACGGUGAAAGAACCAAGCACUGUAACUCCUGAUGUUACAGACCCUCUUUGGAAUUUAAUGCUAGCAGCCUACCAAACACUUAACCGUACUAGUCCUAACCUGACUCAUACCUGUUGGCUUUGUUACGAUGCAAAACCUCCGUUUUAUGAAGCAAUAGGCAUUAACACCUCUUUCAGCUAUUCUCAUGACCUGAACCCAAAGAAUUGCUCUUGGAAAGACCAUAAGGUAGGAAUUACUAUACAACGUGUAACAGGAAAGGGCUUAUGCGUGGGGAAGCCCCCCAAUGCCCAAGAGCGUUGCACCUCAUAUACUGAAAUAAACCCGUCCUUUAAUUGGAUUAUUCUCAGGGAAGGGGGUUGGUGGCUUUGCUCGAAAGCUGGACUUUUACCCUGUUUAAACUUGAAAGUACUUAAUCUGUCCUCAGACCAUUGUAUACUGGUGACUGUCCUGCCCCGAAUUCUUUACCACCCAGAAGAAGAGAUGUAUGUACACUGGGGCAGAACUAAUAGAGAAAAAAGGGAACCACUCACUAUAGCCCUUACUCUAGCUACUCUGGUUGGCUUAACAGGGACCGGUCUAGGAAUAGCUUCUUUAACAGUACAGAAUCAAGGCAUGCAUUCCCUGAGGGCAGCUAUAGACGUAGACCUUGAAAGGAUAGAAGCCUCUAUCUCAAAUUCAGAGAAAUCCCUAACCUCACUAUCGGAGGUUGUGUUACAAAACCGCCGGGGGUUAGAUCUUAUACUUCUCCAAAAAGGAGGACUGUGCGCCACUCUAAAAGAAGAAUGCUGCUUCUAUGCCAACCAUAUGGGAGUGGUCCGGGAAUCCAUGGCCAAGGUACGAGAAGGACUUGCCCUAAGAAAAAAUGAACGUGAAGCUCAGGAAGGAUUGUUCAAGUCUUGGUUUAAUAGCUCCCCAUGGUUAACUACUUUGAUAUCUACUCUCUUAGGACCCUUCAUAGUCCUUAUAAUUAUAUUAACUUUUGGUCCCUGUAUUAUAAAUAAUUAUGGUUGUGGUAAAAUGCCAAGAAGGAUCAGAGAGGCACCCAUAGGAAAGUGCUCUUACAAUGAACAGUGA
This is a messenger RNA of Orycteropus afer afer, 3576 nucleotides long. Lineage: Eukaryota; Metazoa; Chordata; Mammalia; Tubulidentata; Orycteropodidae. The record is from RefSeq and is a predicted model, not a curated record.